This is a messenger RNA of Gymnodraco acuticeps, 1091 nucleotides long. RefSeq names its product histone H3-like. The record is from RefSeq and is a predicted model, not a curated record. The transcript has 3 exons. Lineage: Eukaryota; Metazoa; Chordata; Actinopteri; Perciformes; Bathydraconidae. Gene Ontology annotation, molecular function: protein heterodimerization activity; DNA binding; structural constituent of chromatin. Gene Ontology annotation, cellular component: nucleosome. Bases 23 to 829 code for a protein of 268 amino acids.
CCCGACCCAACAAGACUUGAAAAUGAGUGGAAGAGGAAAAGGAGGAAAGGGACUCGGCAAAGGAGGCGCCAAACGUCACCGUAAAGUUCUCCGUGAUAACAUCCAGGGAAUCACCAAGCCCGCCAUCCGCCGUCUGGCUCGCCGCGGCGGAGUGAAGCGUAUCUCCGGUCUGAUCUACGAGGAGACCCGCGGGGUGCUGAAGGUCUUCCUGGAGAAUGUGAUCCGUGAUGCCGUCACCUACACCGAGCACGCCAAGAGGAAGACCGUGACCGCCAUGGAUGUGGUGUAUGCCCUCAAGAGGCAGGGCCGCACUCUGUACGCGAGUCUUGGCCUUCGCUCUGGCCUUUCCUCCGCCAUGGCAAGAACCAAGCAGACCGCCCGAAAGUCCACCGGAGGCAAAGCCCCCAGGAAGCAGCUGGCCACCAAGGCUGCUCGUAAGAGCGCCCCGGCCACCGGCGGAGUGAAGAAGCCUCACCGUUACAGGCCCGGUACCGUGGCUCUGAGAGAGAUCCGCCGCUACCAGAAAUCCACCGAGCUGCUGAUCCGCAAGCUGCCCUUCCAGCGCCUUGUGAGAGAAAUCGCUCAGGACUUCAAGACCGACCUGCGCUUCCAGAGCUCCGCUGUCAUGGCUCUGCAGGAGUCCAGCGAGGCUUACCUGGUCGGCCUGUUCGAGGACACCAACCUGUGCGCCAUCCACGCCAAGAGGGUCACCAUCAUGCCCAAAGACAUCCAGCUGGCCCGCCGCAUCCGCGGAGAGAGAGCUUCGACCCGAAAAGCCAGCCCAUUCAAACCCAAAGGCUCUUUUAAGAGCCACCUCACUCUUCACUGAAGUGCUCAUUCCUCUAUAUUUUGACAUUUGUUACCAACAAACACUGGCCAAGAUUAGAACCAUUAGUUUAGUAAUAACAAAGUUACAUGGUUGGGUAUAAUGACUCGUUCAGACAUUGGUUAGAUAGUCAUUCUAUGCACAAUUUUUCAUUUAGUAUGGGACUUGUUUCCUUUACAUCUCUAACACUUUGAAUCGUGUCCGUUAAUAUCCAGCAUUAAAUCAACUUAAUCUCAACAUAAUAAAAUGUGCAAUCAUAAACACU